Molecule: messenger RNA, 1082 nt
Organism: Saprolegnia parasitica CBS 223.65
Lineage: Eukaryota; Oomycota; Saprolegniomycetes; Saprolegniales; Saprolegniaceae
Exons: 4
Coding region: 37-1008 (323 amino acids)
Molecular function (GO): catalytic activity
Source: RefSeq, a predicted model, not a curated record
CCAGCUACUACACCUUUGUACGGGUCGACGACAACCAUGGAGCCGUCUUGCUCGGUGCGCUCGGUCUCGAACAAGGUCUUUCGCUGCGCCGCCGAAGUCUUCCUCAACUCGAUGCGAUCGCGCUUUGGCUACGUCAAGCAGCACGUCGACGCUGGGGGCUACCACUGGUCGUUCCUCGAGCGCGGGCCGCGAACUGCGGAAGCAGCGCCCGACCACGUCGUGCUCUUUGUGCAUGGGUUUUCCUCCGAGAAGGACUCGUGGCUCAGCGUCGCGUCCCGGACGCUGCCAUCGUCGCGCGUCUUGAUUCCCGACCUGCCGGGCCAUGGGAUGACGGCGCCCUUGUCACAUGCUGCCGAGUACGGCGCGUUGGUCCAGGUCGAGCGGCUGAAAGCAUUUGUGGACGCCACUGUUCCCAAGGACGUGCCGAUCCAUCUUGUGGGCUGUUCGAUGGGUGGUCUCAUCUCGGGCCUGUACGCGGCCACGUACCCCGACCAGCUCCAGAGUCUCACGCUCAUUUGUCCUGCAGGCAUCUCGAUGCCCCGGCGCAGUCCCGUGCUGGCCAAAUACGAAGAUGAAGGCGUCAACAUCAUGCGCGCCGGCACGGUGGACGAGUUCCAGGACCUCAUGCAGUACAUUGCCUACCGCCCUCCAGGCUACGUCAUGGAGAAGCCCAAGGGCAUGCGCAAGAUCAUGCUCGGCCUCAUGACCAACUACCGCGCCGAGCGCAUGCCGAUCUUUGACAAGGUGCUGCAGGACAUGAUGGCGAAUCAGCGCAUUCUGGAAGACAACUUGCACAAAAUCACGGUCCCAACCGUCGUGCUCUGGGGCCAAGAAGAUCAGAUCUUGGAUGUGUCGUGCAUCGAGCGCCUCGAUGGGAAGCUUGCGAAUGCCCACGUCGUUGUCGUGCCGAAAUGUGGACACAUUGUCCAGCAGAGCUACCCCGAGCUGUGCGCCGCGUACAUCAACCAGCUCAUCGCCGAGACGUCGCCGUCGACAGCGAUGGCUUGAAAUCCCAAUAGAAUAAUUCAUAUCGACAUACUUUCACAUUCUAAAACUAGACACGUUUGUUCUAUCGAUGGAGA